Molecule: messenger RNA, 1053 nt
Organism: Fonsecaea erecta
Lineage: Eukaryota; Fungi; Ascomycota; Eurotiomycetes; Chaetothyriales; Herpotrichiellaceae
Exons: 3
Coding region: 1-1053 (350 amino acids)
Source: RefSeq, a predicted model, not a curated record
AUGGAAAAGUUCUCACAGUUUCGUGACAAAGGUUCCGGCAUCGCUCCAUUCCUUCCCAUCCCGACCGAGCCUGCGGGCUUCGCUUUACCCUUGCACAUAUUCCUCUUCGUCUGUCGUGUGCCUCUACUUCUGGUCUUUGCGCUCUCUUACUUCCUCGUUCUACAAUGGAUGCCUAUCGGUAUUUUGGGCAGAAAAGCUUCUCUGUGGUGCAUAUUGGGCAUACCCGGGAUAUGGUGGAUCGAUCUGCAAAUCGACGGGGUGAAGAAAGGGUCUCUUGCACAGAACAAGUCGAGAAUUCCUCAAGAAGGAUCAGUGAUUGCUUCAUCAAGCGCUUCACCCAUUGAUCCGCUGUAUCUGGCCGCCAUCUUCGACCCGGUGUUCGCAGCCGCCUAUCCUUCCUCUCGGCUGGUGGAACCAAUAUCCCUCUUUACAGCCAUCCGCCGGACUUUCUGUCACCCAAAGCUGACACCAUCGCCUGGGGCCAAACUAAUUGACAUUGAAACAAUGCUGAAAAGAAAUCCAGGCCGCGUCGUGGUGGUCUUUCCAGAAUGCACAACAACGAAUGGUAGAGGCAUCCUGCCCAUGAGUCCAAGCCUUCUGGCAACACCUCCACGGACAAGAGUGUUUCCCGUUUCCCUCCGGUACACUCCCGCAGAUGUCACGACACCCAUCCCCCACGCUUACCUGACAUUCCUCUGGAACCUCUGCAGCAAACCGUCCCAUUGUCUCCGAAUCCGCAUUGCCGAGGCUCUAUAUAAUAGCAAAAAGUCCCCAGACCCAGAUAUUGCCGUCGCAGCAAAAGUUUCGUCUUCUUACACUGCUAACUACUUCGACACGUUGGUUUCGUCAGAUGGUGGCGCCAGCAGCGAUGCCGAUACCCUUGUGGGAAGCGGGCUCGAAGACCAAGAGAUGUCCAUCACCAAGGAGGAAAGAGUGUUCUUGGACAAGGUUGCCGAGGCUCUGGCGAGGUUGGGACGUGUCAAGAGAGUGGGACUGGGAGUCAAGGAGAAAGUUGAGUUUAUCGCCAUGUGGACGAGGUCUCGAAAGCGAUGA